AGCCAUCGGUCCGUUGAGACGCAGCCCCUGGAGGUGGAAGUUGACCCGAGGUCUGCAUGCGUUCUGAAAGUCUACACGGAUAUGCAGCUGCUUCGGGACAACCUCACAAGGCAGCCCUUUGCGUUGACUGAUAAGAUGGAUGAGGCGGACAUACUCUGGCUGAAUCAACAUUACAAGGAUUUUCGUCAGUUGGGGUUCCUCUACAUCCGCAGGCCUCCGCUGUAUGUGUAA
Molecule: messenger RNA, 231 nt
Organism: Dibothriocephalus latus
Lineage: Eukaryota; Metazoa; Platyhelminthes; Cestoda; Diphyllobothriidea; Diphyllobothriidae
Source: the annotation of a GenBank genome assembly